Molecule: messenger RNA, 3864 nt
Organism: Stegostoma tigrinum
Lineage: Eukaryota; Metazoa; Chordata; Chondrichthyes; Orectolobiformes; Stegostomatidae
Product: probable G-protein coupled receptor 139
Exons: 2
Coding region: 260-1237 (325 amino acids)
Biological process (GO): G protein-coupled receptor signaling pathway
Cellular component (GO): membrane
Molecular function (GO): G protein-coupled receptor activity
Source: RefSeq, a predicted model, not a curated record
AGUAUGUUGAAUCAGUGGUGUUGGGAGAGAUGCAAUAUUGAUUUCAAUAUCACAUCAACGCUGAAGAGACUACAGAUCGAGGGGGACUUUAUAACCAUGAGUCAGCCACUAAAAGUAAUCGAUUGGACUGUAACAGAAGACAAUCAGAAUCCGCAUAAAACUGAUUGGCAUGUUGCAACGCUGAACAGAACUUUCAGCGCAGCGCUUUAUCACCUUUCAACAAGCUACGAUGAUUUGGCUUUAAAAUUUCGGAUCAAAUAUGUGCUUCGGGUUAUUCAAGCAAUUUACUAUCCCAUCCUUGCUAUUUUUGGUCUCGCUGGUGAGUUUCUGUGUCUACCUAGUUAACAUUGUGACGAUUGUCAUCCUGUCUCAGGGAAAGUGUGGUCUCUCCAGAUGGAUUACUUGUUACCUGGUGGCCAUGUCAGUAGCAGAUUUAUUCGUUAUUAUCCUAGACCUGAUGUUGAGACAUAUUCCAAUUGUUUUUAAGAGACAGUUUAUUUUCCUUCGGUCUGUCCCUUUGUGCAAUAUCCAUGCUGUCCUGCUGCAUGCAGCAAUUGAUUGUUCCGUCUGGUUCACUGUUGCUUUCACCUUUGAUCGUUUUGUCUUGCUUUGUUGCAGAAAGCUGAAAUGUAAAUACUGUACUGAGAGAACAGCAUCUGUAAUCCUCGUCUCAAUGACUGUUUUGAGUGGUUUGAAGAAUAUUUUCUGGUAUUUUAUGUUUUCAGGUUUGUAUCGGCUUCAAAAAGAACCCUGGUUUUGUUACACAUCGCCAGGUGUUCAGUUGUCUUUAGUCUGGGGCUCCAUCGAGUUUGUUCAUUACAUACUUACCCCAGUUAUCCCAUUUGUCCUUAUUCUGCUGCUGAAUGCAUUGACAGCAAAACACAUUUUAAUGAAAUCCAAAGUCCGCAAGAGACUUCACACUCAGAGCAAUGUAAGGAAUGUCAGAGACGCAGAGAUGGAGAACAGAAGACGAUCCAUAAUUUUACUCUUCUUAAUCUCUGCUAAUUUUAUCCUACUUUGGUCAACGUUGUUGAUUUCUACAUUAUGGCAGCGGAUGUUUUUAUUGGGGUAUGAUGUAUGGCUGAAUCGAUAUUGGCGAGACAUUGGCUUCAUGCUGCAGCUUCUGAGCUGUUGCACAAAUACUUGUAUCUAUGUUGUGACACAGAAAUUAUUUAGAAAGCAUUUGAAGAACAUUCUACUUUAUUUAUUCACUCUAAAAGUCCAAGCCAUCCAAUGACGUAACUGUUUAAAACUGACAAUAUCGAGAUUUUUAUUGUUAUUAUUAUACUACACAUUUGGCAUACAGUCAACUCAAAAUUUUUACUCAUUAAAAAGUCAAGAAAUUUUCAUCAACGUCGCCAUUUAGUUUGGUGUAAGGCCUGAUCCUCAUUGUCAUUGAUCAGAACGAGGGCACGCCACACAUUGGUCUCAGAGGGAGUAACAGAUUAUGCUGUUCAAAGUCAAUUUGGAAACAAAACUGGGACUGGCCAUCUUAUUGUGGUUCUGGAUGUGAUUUGCAUGGCAUUCCAACUGAAACUCCAUCAAAAAACACGUUGAUUAGGAGCCUAUCUACCAUCCUCUGAGAAAAAGAAGAGGAAAUGGCAUCACCAACCCAACGGAACCUAAACAGAUAAAUAGAGACCGGGACAUAACACCAGGGCUUCACCAGAGGCUCACUGAUGAUGUUACCUAGAAUGGUGACGAAACGUCUGAAAACUAACCUUCCAGCUCAGCGAGCAAACUCACAUCCAGAAUCUCAACCUGAGCUACAAAUCUUCUCAAAACUCACUAUCAUUUUUGUGGCCUCAGGACAUAAUUUUUCUCUGAGGUAUUUGAUGGGUGACAAUCCGUAGACGCUGUGCUAAAAUUGGAAUAUUGUUGUGACAUUUCACCCAUCCCAGAGGUCAGCUAGUUAACCUACUGACCAACAUGAGUAAACAUAGAAGGGGAUCUUCUGUCACGCAGAGAGAUCGACUAUUGUGGGUAGGAUAAGAUCCUUGUGUGCUUGGAGAAUUCUGAGAUGGUCAGAUCAUACUUUUUUUUAACCAUUGCCAGUGGUACGUUGUUUCGUUACUGAUUGGAAGGCCAUGUUCACAUGACGAAUGGCAGAUUACAAAUUGUGUAUUUCCACUUUCUUUUUGGAGAAUUUGCAGAAUGCUUUAUUCCUCACGAAUUGUAGGUGAUGCACGGUUAAAUCCCCAUGUUCCAUGGGUUUUGUGAAUGGUGACAAUUCUUGAAACCAAGUGACAUGGCAGAUGUCUGUCUGUUUAUGCCAUUUCCAAACAUUCUCAAGCAAUAAUGCUCAAAAUUGAAAGCAUCUUCAGAAACCUCGCUCGCUGAAAAUCACCAUGAGACACAGGAAAACUGCAACUUGAGCAAAAUAGAAGUACACAAACUUCUGCAUUUAAGACAUUGGAAUUUAAGCAGCAUCUAACCUCCACAAUACAGAAAGAUCGAUAAUCCUUGAAGAUAUUUAGCAAUCCCACAUAAUGGUUAAUCUUCCUCAUUAACAGAGACAGUAGAAAGCAAACAGUUUAACAGGUUCAACCGAUGGUGACAUAAAUGUACAGCAAAUUUGCAGGUACACUAGCAUAGGCACAAUAUUAACCAUGCAGAAACGUUCCAUAUCAUUCAAUUCUGGGAAGCCACAGAGAUGAAAAAGAAAAGUGAAAAGAACUGCCAGUUAUUGGAGCAUGCCGCACACAAACGUCAGACUGAAGAAAACGUAGAAUUGAAGAGCUACUGAAGAUUAUUUUGAAAUGUCAAACAAUCUGUUUCUUCAUGACUUUUUGCCUUCAACAAAACAAAGAACAUAUUAGUUUAACGAGUGUCCGAUUCUAUUUUUUUUUCUCAAAACUUCAAUGCCAAAGCCUGGUGGGGAGCAUCACUGAUAAUGGAAACUAGAGGGUCGAGGCCAGAAACGUCAGCUCUUGUGCUCCUGAGAUACUGCUGGGCCUGCUGUGUUCAUCCAGCCUCACAUUUCAUUAUCUGGGGAACAUCACUGCUGUUCUUCAAUGCCUUAUCCAAUACUUAGUUUUUGUGCUGCACCUGGCAAAUGAGCUGAGUGCAGUUACAAAUGUUGAUUCCACCCAAAACUCACAUUGAACAAAAUCAUCACGAGUUGUCUUUCCUGCUGUUUUGUUGUCUGAUUCUCUGGUCUCAGAUUCAUGCCAGUUAACAUUACUUUUCAAACCAGGCACAGGGUACAAAAUGUAAUCCCCACUGAGCAAUGGCAACAACGAUCCUGAUGAAACAACAUUCUCUUCAGAUCGAUCUCAGUGUCACGCUCCUUGCUCACAGCUCCAUUAAGAAUGAGAAGAUUUUUUUUAAAAAACUGCGAUAUAGUUUACAUGGAUAGCAUCUCUGGAGCCAAGCUGGUCAGCCUGAGAGUGGAAAAUGUACAAUGAAGAGGGUAGGCCAACUUGUCGACUCAUUUCCUGCCUUGGAACUGACAAAUGUAUUCCAUUGAUAUUGAGGAAAAUCUCAUUCAGAAGUAUGUGUCCUUGGUCACGCAGUUCCUGCUUGGUGGCUGAGGGUGUAAUGUAGAUGAAGAAAUUGUCGACCUUUCUGUCUCAAUUCCUUCCCAUUCCCUUCUGCUCUGACUUUCUCACUUCACUCUGUCUGUACAGGAUGGGCUAAUAUUAAUGGCGAUGUUUGAUUGCUGCAUGACUUUUAAUCAGGUCUGUAGAUAUUCAUAUACAUAGAGAAGCUGGCACAAUAAGACGGUUUGCUUUCUGUACUAGCUGUUUGUUACACUAUAUGAGAAGGGGAGAUUUGUUAUAAGAUAUUGAAGAUCACUCAGCCCUGGAUUGUGAAUAGAUCCAGGAGGCAUCAAUUGAGGGGGCCAAGAAGGGAAAAAGUGCA